AUGCAACACACAGCUUCAACCACUGCUCCUUCAGGGAAAACAGACAGCCCUCCACCCAUUACGAAUCCUACCGGGAAUGAUAGCGGUACCACCCUGGCCAAGAGCAGCAGCAAUCCUUCAACUAGCAAAAAUACUAUUGACAGCAGUUCUACUACCCUUUCCAUUAGCAAAUCUAGUAAGUCAAAGAGUACUAGUAGCCCUUUGUCUAUUAUAACUAGUUCUUUAAAGAGUACUAGAAGUGUUUCCUCUAUAAAAACUACCACUGCCAAGAGUACUGGCAGCACUUUCACUACCAAAACUAGUACUGGUAAGAGUACAAGCAGCCUUUCCAAUAUGAAAACUACUUCUGCCAACAGUACUAGUAGCUUUUCUACUGCCAAGAGUACAACUAUCCAUUCCACUGCCAAAACUACUACUCCCAGCAGUACAAGGAGCCCUUCCACUAUUAAAACUACUCCUGCCAGAGAUACUAGCAGACCUUCAACUACCAAAACUACUACUGCUAAGAGUACUAGUAGCCCUUCCACUCCCAAAACUAGUACUGCCAAGAGUACAAGCAGCUCUUUCACUAUUAAAACUACUCCUGCCAAGAGUACUAAAAGUUCUUCCACUGCCAAAACUACUACUGCCAGGAGUACUAGCAGACCUUCAGCUAUCAAAACUACUACUGCUACGAGUACUAGUAGCCCUUCUACUACCCAAACUACUACUUCUAAGAAUACUAGUAGCCCUUCCACUCCAAAAACUAUUACUGCCAAGAGUACAAGCAGCUCUUCCACUAUUAAAACUACUCCUGCCAAGAGUACUAAAAGUCCUUCCACUGCCAAAACUACUACUGCCAGGAGUACUAGCAGACCUUCAGCUAUCAAAACUACUACUGCUAAGAGUACUAGUAGCCCUUCCACUCCCAAAACUAUUACUGCCAAGAGUACAAGCAGCUCUUUCACUAUUAAAACUACUCCUGCCAAGAGUACUAAAAGUCCUUCCACUCCCAAAACUACUACUGCCAAGAGUACGAGCAGUCCUUCCACUCCCAAA
This is a messenger RNA of Thamnophis sirtalis, 1038 nucleotides long. The record is from RefSeq and is a predicted model, not a curated record. Lineage: Eukaryota; Metazoa; Chordata; Lepidosauria; Squamata; Natricidae.